Molecule: messenger RNA, 4546 nt
Organism: Malus domestica (apple)
Lineage: Eukaryota; Viridiplantae; Streptophyta; Magnoliopsida; Rosales; Rosaceae
Source: RefSeq, a predicted model, not a curated record
AGGAAUAGGGACAAUAAAGCAAAAUUGUUGGGCUCCUGCGUUCAAUUUUAAUUUUAAUUCUAAUUUUUCUAGAUCUCCCAAAAGGACACUUCCCUUGUACCCAAAAACGCAAAACUCACAAACUCUCUCUCUCUCUCCCCUAAACCCCCAAACCUCGAGGGCUUUAAUCUUGUUCAGAAGAUCUGGAGAUAAAAUAUCUCUAUGGAUGAGCUAAAGGAUAAGGAUGUUGAUGUGGGUAGUGGGUCAGAGUCCACUGUGAGUGCUAGUGGGCAUGUAGCUGGUGAAACCCUAGCUGGGUCCGAGGCUUGUGUAAUUGAGGGUCAGGUUGAGGGGUCUUUUGGGGAGGAUCUUGGUGACGAUGAAGGCGGUGAUUGUGAUGGGGGUGAUAUAAUGGUGGAGGUUCUGGGUUCUAAUGUCUAUGUUGGUGGAGUUUGCACUAGUGGGGAUGGGGACAAUGAAGGGGUGGGUCAUGAUGAUUCGGUUGAGGUUGAUAUGGGGUUGGAGGGCAAUGUGAGAUCUCCUGGAGGAGAUGGUGGUGAAAUGGGUGAGCUGGAUUCGGUGGCUGCAGUUGUUAGUUCAACGAGCAUAGAAACCCAGGUUUUUCAUUUUGAGGAAGCUGAGAUGGUUGUGAGGCAGGAUGUGAAUUCAGAGGAAGUUAGUGUUUCGGAUGAAAAAUCACAGGAUGCCACAGUAGAAAAUGGAAUUGAGGGUUCCUUGAUUGGAUCUGUAGGUAGUGAAACACAAGUUGUCGUCAGUGAAGUAGUUGUGAAGGAAAGUGUAGAAGUUUCCGUGGGAGGAUUGGUGGAGGUUGUGGAACAAGAAAGGAAGUCGGUUGUUGGUGAUGUUGAUGCACUCAAUGAUUUGAAGGCACAAAUAGCUGGUGUUUCAGAUGAUGUAGUAUUGAAUCCUGGAAUUGAAAUGGCUGCAGUGGCUGUUAGUGAAGAAGGUUUGAAUCCCGAACCCUCGAGUGAACAAACCCAAGUUUCUGCUGCUAGUGGUGAUGUUGCUGGGUUGGACAAUGUAGAUAUUUUGACUUCCAAAGUUGCAGGUAAGGAAACUGAUAAAACUAAUGAAAAUUCAAGUCAUCCAGUAGAAGAACGGCUGGUUAAGAUUGAGCCAGUGGGUAGUUGCACCCGUAGUGGCAGCAAUGAACCUGAAUAUUCAGUGUCUUCUCCUAUGCCGCCUCAAGUAGUUCAUGGAAGUGACAUGGGAGCAACAGGUGCACAAGAUUCUGAAAAUUAUCAGUUCUUGAAACCUGAAGAAAGCGUAGAGGACAUGGUUCAUGAUAUUGCAUUGGUUUCAACUACCUUAUCUCCGCCAGCUCAAGUAAUUCCUGGAGGUGUAGUUUCAGUAACAGAAAGAGGGGGCCUUUUGAAUUCCAAAAAGGACCUGCACUUGAAACCUGAAGAGAGUAUAGGCAAGAACACGGUCCUUGAUACUGCACUGGUUGAAUCAAAUACAGGGCAAGAGAUGGAAGUGGACACACACGUUAAUGGUGCUGAACAGGAUAGCGUAGAUGGAACAGAUCAAUCCCUGGAGUCUGGAAAGUGUUUAGAAAAGACUGCGACAGCUUAUGUUGAUCGAGUUCAUCCUGAUAUCGAAGCGGAGGAAGUCAAUGAACAAGUGACUGAUGCUGAGGGUGUAUUAAAUGGAGGGGAACAGAUAGAAGAUGAAGGCCAAGACAUAAUGGGUGGAUCCACUGAGAUUGCAGCAGCAGAUGAUAAUAUUCGUCUGAAUCCAUGCAUUGAAGUAAAUAACUCUAUUGAUCCGAACUUGAAAAGUGAGACUGUUCAGAGGAGAUCACAAGCUGAUAUGCAAGUCACUGAUAGUGGAGAUGUUACUCCCAUGGACACUGAGGAGGUAGGAGUUAAAGAACAAUUUAAUGAUGCUGUGCUAGAUGGUUUACACGGAGGGCAAUACAUGGAAGGCGAAAAAGAAGCUACUGAUGCUGAACAACCAAAAGCAGGUGAAGAGGAAAUUCUUAAACAAGAAGCUAUCCAGGGAAGCUCAGAAAUUGUGCCUCAACCGAGAUAUGAGCUGCCACCAGAAAAUCAUGUGUUUUCUGCAUCUGAUUUAGUUUGGGGUAAAGUGAAGAGUCAUCCAUGGUGGCCUGGACAGAUAUUUGAUUAUACGGUUGCAUCUGAGAAGGCAAUGAAAUAUCAUAAAAAGGAUUGCUUUUUGGUAGCAUAUUUUGGGGACCGUACUUUUGCUUGGAAUGAACCAUGUAGUUUAAAGCCUUUUCGAUCUUACUUUUCCCAGUCAGAGAAUCAAUGUAUUUCAGAAGCAUUCCAGAAUGCUGUCAAUUGUGCUCUGGAAGAAGUUUCGAGACGUGUUGAAUUGGGGCUAGCAUGCUCUUGCAUACCAAUAGAAGUCUAUGAGAAGAUUAGGUUCCAGAAAGUUGAAAAUGCCGGGAUUCGCCAAGAAUCAAGUAGAAGAGAUGAAGUGGAUGAAUCGGCAAGUGCCAGUUCUCUUGAAUGUAAUCAAUUGCUGGAUUACAUAAAAGCUUUAGCACGGUUCCCAUCUGUUAACUGUGACCGAUUAGAAGUUGUGAUAGCUAAGGCUCAUGUGCUAUCAUUUUAUCGCUUGAAGGGUUACUACAACUUGCCAGAAUUCCAAUCUUGCGGAGAUAUAUUGGAAAACAGAGAUGAAAGGAUUGAGCUUACAACUCCUAAUGGCAAGGAAGCUAAAGGUACUCUCUCUGGCCCUGAGAUUAUUACCUAUUCUCACAAGCGUAAACAUAGUUUAAGAGAUUCUAAGGUAAAAGAACGAAGCCUGUCUGAAUUAAUGGAUGGCGGCUUAGAUUCUCUGGAUGGCGGUGAUUGGUUGGAUGGGAAAGAUACUGGUGGUUUGGUCUCACCAUCCUCUGGCAAGAGACGGAAGGGUUUUGAGUAUCAUGUUGAUGAUGAUGGAAGGAAAGUUAGCGGAGCAAAAGUUUCUAAUACCACGCCUGUCCCAAAACAGUCUUUUAAGAUUGGUGAAUGUAUCCAGAGAGUUGCAAGCCAACUUACAGGGUCUCCUAUUGUGAAGUCCAACAGUGACAGACCUGCUGGGGAUGGAUCUGAUGUUGCCUUCCAGAGUUCUGGUGAUGUCCACAGAGGGAAAGCAGUUGAUAGAUCAGAGUACUUGUCGUUAGAUGAAUUGCUGUCACAACUUCAGUUGGCAGCAGAAGAUCCACAGAAGGAUAACCUAAGCUUGAAAACUGUUGUUAAUUUCUUCUCUGAUUUUAGGAAUUCUGUAGCUGUAGGUCAGCUUCCUGGGAUAGAGCAUUUAGCUGUGGACAAAGUUGGUGGGAGAAAGAGGAAGUCGUCAAAUUCUGCUUUUGGAUUGCCUGAAACUUUUGAAUUUGAUGACAUGAAUGAUACUUAUUGGACAGACAGGGUAAUCCAAAAUGGCGUUGAAGAGCAAACACCGCGAAGGGGCAGGAAGGCUAAUUAUCAACCCAUUGUUCUUGCCCAACCAGAAAAAUCCCCUCAAGAGGGUCGUAGGCCAUACGCCAGGAAGCGGUAUUCCCAAACUGUUAAUGCUUUGCCGCCAGAGAAGCCUGUUGGCUAUGUGGAUGAGAAUGCCCCAACAGAACUUGUUAUGAACUUCUCUGAGGUGAAUUCUGUUCCCUCAGAAACAAAGCUGAAUAGAAUGUUUAGGCGCUUUGGACCUCUGAAGGAAGCUGAAACAGAAGUUGACAGGGAGAGCAGUCGUGCUAGAGUUGUUUUCAAGAAAUGUUCUGAUGCAGAGGUUGCUAUUGAUAGUGCUGGAAAAUUCAAGAUCUUUGGAUCAAUACCUGUAAAUUACCAGCUCAACUAUACUCCAUCUCAGCUCAACUAUACUCCGUCUAUCCAGUUUAGCAUUUCUCCCAGUGCCACAGCGCAUGAUCAGGAGAUGCAACUUGUUCUCCCCUCCCAUGAUCAUGAUAUGCACCUUGAUCUCUCCGCCCAUGACCAGAUGCAACUUGAUCUUUCCACCCACGACCAUAUGCAACUGGAUAUGCAACUUGAUCUUUCCUCUCAUGACCAGAUGCACCUUGAUCUCUCCACCUUUGAUAACCUAUGAAGUUGUCAGGGAGAGCAAAUGCUGAAGAAGAAAAAGAAGACAGUAUGCGGGUAUCUAUGCCCUGGGAAGCCCUAGGACGUGCAAGGCUGAAUCGGCUGCUGAAGGAGGUAACCAGACCAAGUAUUCAUCUGGUUAUGGUGAAUUUAACAUGUGCUGAGGUUUCUCGCUGUUUUCUAUUCACGAAGAUGCCUGUUUUUUGCUUCCUUCUGUACUCUUAUGUGUUUGAGGGUUCUUAGUUUGAAUGUACAGCAGAGAUGGCUGAUCCUUCCUUGAUGACUACAAUUAUGGCAUCAUUUUGUAUCCAUGAAUGGGGCCAAAAGAUCAUGUAUGAUUGUGCAUUAUCCCUAGUUGAAUAACGGUGACCGAUAAAUUUUUCUAAAACCAUGCUGAUUGCUGGAGGGUCGAGGGUCGAGGGUCUUGGGUCAAGGGCCGUUUUGGCCCUCGGAGACUUGGAGUUCCAAAAAGCAUGGGGGAAAAGUAAUUUGCUUUUGCUAUGUGA